AUGUACGUCAUUCCCGGCUGCACAAAACUCGAUUUCUGCACCCCAGCUGGCGUUUUGGAGCCAUCCAUCUGUGAAUAUGUACGUUUUGUAGGCAAAUGCUUGGAUCCCAGCGACGAGUCCUUCUUAUCGACCAUGUUCUUGUUCAUCAGUCCCAUCAGACCAAAAUCCCGAAUGAAAUCAACUAUCUUGUCGUUGAUACAAUGCUCAGGAUGCGAUUUGAAGAAAGUGGUGGAAACCACGUCAAAUGGAUCAGACGUUAGGCAUCGCGGGAUGAUAUUCAGGUUAUCGUCAUUAGACCAGCGAAUAUGGUCGUGGCCUGUGUCUUGGUCGUAUUCGGCGUCUAUGGGCUCAUUGACAGACUCAAUCAUGGCGGAACGGGUUCGCCUAUUGCCUACCAACGGGAUGCGAACUCGAAACGAAUCAAAUUGCUGGUCUAAUUCGUCAACAGUGGGCGGAGAUUCUUGGUCGGAGCUUGCCGAUUGGUCGGUUCCUCCAUGCGACGGCAUACUAAAGGAGAUUUGCCCCUUAUGGUUCGAUCGAUCAAAGGAAAAUUGCAAAUACAGCGUGCUUCUUUUUUAG
Molecule: messenger RNA, 579 nt
Organism: Ogataea philodendri
Lineage: Eukaryota; Fungi; Ascomycota; Pichiomycetes; Pichiales; Pichiaceae
Exons: 1
Coding region: 1-579 (192 amino acids)
Source: RefSeq, a predicted model, not a curated record